Cydia splendana is the source of this 966-nucleotide messenger RNA. RefSeq names its product protein ARV1 (gene Arv1). Gene Ontology annotation, biological process: regulation of plasma membrane sterol distribution; intracellular sterol transport; sterol metabolic process. Gene Ontology annotation, cellular component: cortical endoplasmic reticulum; Golgi apparatus. The record is from RefSeq and is a predicted model, not a curated record. The transcript has 7 exons. Bases 69 to 911 code for a protein of 280 amino acids. Lineage: Eukaryota; Metazoa; Arthropoda; Insecta; Lepidoptera; Tortricidae.
UGUGGAGUGAUCUCGUAUCGCAUAAACUGAGUUUGUAUCUUAAAUUUACACAGAAUGAAUAGUUAAAAAUGGCCGUGAAUAAACCCUAUAAAUGCGUUAAUUGUGGAGAGGCAUCUGCGGCCUUAUACAAAACUUAUGGGCCGUCUGUUUUGAAGCUGACCAAAUGCGAUAAAUGCAACGGAAUCGUGGACAAAUAUAUAGAAUAUGAUCCAGUGAUUGUUAUGAUUGACCUAGUGCUGGUAUCGAAGGAAGCUCAGAGACAUGUGCUGUACAAUACAGAGUUUAAGGCAUAUUGGAAGCUAUUCAUCAUCCUGAUAAUGAUAGAAACAUACGGACUAUGGCGGAGUGAUAGUCUGUUCAACAUUGUGGUCAACACAGCAUGCGGCAUACAGACAAACAAUACUACAUUAAAUAUUACACAUUUACCUUUAUCCAUUCGAUGGGAAGCACCGCAAUGGUGGCAGCGACAAUGUAGCGGUUGGCAACCAGAGGAACGCGAUGAGAGAGACCUGUUCAUUUGGGAGAAACACUUCUACAUACAGUUCAUUUCUACAUUCGCUGGUGUCACCGCAUUCAUACUGACGGUGCACUUCGCCAUGAAAAUGCUGAAGCCUUUCAUUUCGCAGAAUGAAGUCCGAUUCUCAUCUUUACUAAAAGCAUUCUCACUGGCCAAUGUGAGCAUACUAUUAACCCUUCCCAUGCUGGUGUGGGGCUCAGAUCCUGUUGCAGAAACCAGAGCUUUCCACUAUGGAUUGGUAUUUGUGUAUAGUUUCGCUGUGCACCUUAAUACAUUUAUUGUUCUCUAUGGCUGCCCAAUGACGAUCACAGUACUUGUGCUGGCAGCCAGCAACGGCAUGAAAUUCCUCACCACCUACCACACCACGCCACUUAUAAGGGACCUGCUACAAUAGUUACAGAGAUUUAUGAUUUUGAAGACUGAACAAUUAAAUAUAGAUAGAAUAAUAG